This is a messenger RNA of Anopheles nili, 2214 nucleotides long. It is a transcript of the gene Trim9, whose product is annotated as E3 ubiquitin-protein ligase TRIM9. Gene Ontology annotation, molecular function: protein binding; zinc ion binding. The transcript is spliced from 10 exons. NCBI's taxonomy places the organism in Eukaryota, Metazoa, Arthropoda, Insecta, Diptera, Culicidae. The record is from RefSeq and is a predicted model, not a curated record. The coding region runs from base 1 to 2214 and encodes 737 amino acids.
AUGGAGGAGGAACUUCGUUGUCCGGUGUGCAAGCAGCUUUACGCCAGCCCGGUUCUGCUGCCCUGCUACCACGCACUUUGUCUCGCCUGCGCCCUGGACAUUCAAACGACGUCCUCGUCAUCCGCGUCCUCUUCCGCAUCCUCAUCCGCAUCGUCCUCAUCUGCGGCAUCGACCGCAUCCGGGGGUGCAUCCGGUUCUGCCCAAGGACACGCCGCACCUUGCCAUCCAGCGAUUGCGGCCGCUCACCUGCAACAUUCGCAGCAUUCCUCGGCGGCCAGUACCGGCAGUUCGAGCGCCACCGAAAGCGUGUCCUCCGACCAGGAUCAAGCCGAUAAAGUGAGCAUCCUGAGCGAAGCCGACUCGGGUGUCAUCUGCUGCACAUCCCGGCCAGGUUCGUACGCCGGCACACCGAACCUCCACGGGCUGCUGUUUCCACCGGCCGGUUCAGGUGGGUCGGUUUAUUCGCUCGCGUGUCCCGUCUGCCGGAAGCUGGUGUUUUUCGACGAGCUCGGUGCCCGCAAUCUGCCACUGUACCGUGCGAUGGAAUCGAUCGUGGACCGGUUCUGCGAACGGGAAGCACUCCGGUGCCAGAUGUGCGAAACUGAACCACCGAAAGUGGCCACCGUCAUCUGCGAGCAGUGCGAAAUCCGGUACUGUGACGCGUGCCGUGAACUGUGCCAUCCGGCUCGUGGACCGUUGGCGAAGCACAGCCUCACGAAGCCACGUGGAGCGUGCCAGCUGCGGGAAUCGAUCUGUGGUGAGCACACGGAACCACUCACGAUGUACUGCAUGGGAUGUAAGCUGCCCAUCUGCAACCAGUGUACCAGCGAUAAUCGCCACCAGUCGCACGAUCUCCAGUCCAUUACGGCGAUGUGUAAGGCGCAGAAGACUGAACUAUCCCACAACCUACAGCACCUGUCGGAGAAGGCGCGUUCGACAACCGAAUUCAUCCAAAGACUGAAGGGAAUGAGCGACAAAGUGACGGAUUCGUGCAUCGAGUUCGAACGGCUCGUCACGGUACAGUGCGAGACGCUGAUAGCGGCCAUUACCGCCCGAAGGGACGUCCUACUCGAUGUAAUUCGAAGCGAUAAGGAAGCCAAAAUACGCACGCUGAAGGAUCAACAGGCGAGUUGCACGGGGAAGCUCCAGCAAACGACCGGCCUGAUUCAGUUCUGCAUCGAAGCGCUCAAAGAGACGGAUAGUGCAGCAUUUUUGCAGGUUGGCUCGAUGUUAAUUAACCGCGUCGCGAACACGGACAUGACCUGGCACCAGGAGGUCACGAAUGCGGCCCCGCGCGUAUCACCAAUUAUCGAUCUCACGCUCGACGACUCGUCGGUGGUGCGCGCCAUCGAUAAUCUCAACUUCAUCCAGAUGAAGCCUGCCAAGGAGGGCGAGGAACGGCUACCGGCAGUACCCCUAGCACCCGUCAUCAUUCCGGAGGACUGCUCGGCGGAGAACAACUCCGUAACUGUUGCGUGGCAGGCGCCAAGCCACUCGUUCGUGCAAGGAUACGUGCUCGAGCUGGACGACGGCAGCGGCGGCGAGUUCCGGGAGGUCUAUUGCGGCAAGGAAACGAUCUGCACCGUCGACGGGCUGCACUUCAACUCGAUGUACAACGCGCGUGUUAAAGCCUUCAACAACACCGGUGAGGGUGAAUAUUCCGAGCUUAUUGGAUUACAGACGGCAGAAGUCGCAUGGUUCACAUUCGAUUCGGUCCUCAGUGGUGGUCCCUGUUCCGGGCUAAACUUCUCCGGUGGCAACCAGACCGUUUCGGCCGACGGCUGGGAGCACCGGGUGGCGCUCGGUUCCGUUGGAUUCUCGAGGGGCGUGCACUACUGGGAGUUUACCAUCGACAAGUACACCGCCGACACGGAUCCGGCCUUUGGCGUGGCCCGACUUGAUGUGGCCCGCGAUAAGAUGCUCGGCAAAGACGACAAGGGCUUCGCGAUGUACAUCGACCGGCAGCGGUCCUGGUUCCAGCACAACAGUGUCCACGAGCGUCGCGUCGAGGGCGGGAUUUCCACUGGCAGCACCGUCGGUGUGCUGCUCGAUCUGGAACGGCACACGCUGCAUUUCAUCGUGAACGAAAUGCCGCAGGGUUCGGUGGCGUUCCGGGACCUUUAUGGUGUGUUCUACCCUGCCGUCAGUGUCAACCGGGGCGUCACGUUGACCCUGCACUCGGGUAUGGACGCGCCACGCAUGGAUUAUCACUAG